Messenger RNA from Leptosia nina, 318 nucleotides. The record is from the annotation of a GenBank genome assembly. Lineage: Eukaryota; Metazoa; Arthropoda; Insecta; Lepidoptera; Pieridae.
AUGAGUGAUUUACAUGCAAAGAAUGUAGACUGUUUCUUUUGGAAUGAGACUGAAGGAAAGCGUGUCGCGGUAGAAAUAGGAAGCUGUGUUUUAUCUUUCAUAGAAAUGCAGUUAGAGAACCAUCCCAGUGGCGACAUAGAUGUGAUAUUUUAUUCAGAUAACUGCUGCGGGCAGCAGAAAAACAAGUAUCUCUUAACUGCUUAUGCUGUGUUUAAUAUGAGAGUGAAAUCGAUCACCCAUAAAUUCUUGAUCAGAGGCCAUUCCCAGAAUGAAGGGGAUAAUGUUCAUAGUGUCAUAGAGAACUACACAAAGAAGUGA